UGUGCCCUAUCCCUUUCCUUAAAUGGAUCCAAAACAGACUGCUUACAAUGGACUUCUCUGUCACUGCUGUUCUCUUCUUCAUUCUCUCUUGCUGCCUCUGGGAUUCCGAAGCCCGAAAACAUGAUGCUGAACUCACAGUGCCAAAUGGAGGAAAGUGGGGCACCUGGGGAAAUAUAGUGUUAUGCCCCGAAGGAUACGCUACUGGUUUUGCCCUGAAGGUACAACCAUACCAAGGUGCACUUGUGUGGAAUGAUGACACAUCUCUGAAUUCCAUUCGCCUCCAUUGCUCAAAUGGUUCUGCAGUAGAGUCUAAAGCUGGGCCGUGGGGAACUUGGACAGAUGUUGUGAAGUGCCCCAGAGGCUCCUUGGUUUCCUUCUCUCUGCAAGUGGUUGCAAAUCAGGGACUUGGUGAUGAUACAGCAGCCAACAACAUCCAGUUCACCUGCGAAGAUGGGUCUGUAGUGAUGGGCAAGUCACAUGACUGGGGCACUUUUGGUCCAUGGAGUAAGCGUUGCCCUGUGGGCUUCAUAUGUGGGCUCCAGACAAAGGUGGAAGAAAAGAGAGGAAGUGGUGAUGAAACAGCACUUAAUGAUGUGAAGUUCUUCUGCUGUAACUGAACUACUGUCUGUCACCGUGCUGAAGCACAAUUGUCUGUGUUCUACUGGAUUUUUUUGACAAGA
Molecule: messenger RNA, 680 nt
Organism: Sceloporus undulatus (fence lizard)
Lineage: Eukaryota; Metazoa; Chordata; Lepidosauria; Squamata; Phrynosomatidae
Product: vitelline membrane outer layer protein 1-like
Exons: 4
Coding region: 48-617 (189 amino acids)
Source: RefSeq, a predicted model, not a curated record